This is a messenger RNA of Blepharisma stoltei, 300 nucleotides long. Lineage: Eukaryota; Ciliophora; Heterotrichea; Heterotrichida; Blepharismidae. The record is from the annotation of a GenBank genome assembly.
AUGAAAAAUGUAAGUGAAAUGAGAAUGAAAUACAUCUGUUUAAUGAUUUUUUUUGUAUGAGAUGAAAGAACUAAUUUAUUAAUGGAGUUAGAGAAAAAUGGAAUGCUAGAGGAGGUGAUCAGAAGAAGAUUUAUGGUGCAUGGUGUUGUGCUAUGUGCGGAGAAAUUUGUUGUUUGGAUGAAAGAGGAGCAUGCUGGAGAACUUGGAGAAGCAGAUAACGAAAUAAAAAUAUUUAUUUAUAGAGUGAAGUUGAAGGAAAAAAAGGGAGAAAUGCUGCUAUGCAGCGCUAAAAUAAUUUAA